AAUAGCGCACAUCAUACGACGUACCACUUCCUCUGUGAGCCUUGAGUGAGCCCUGGUAGAAGAUACAAAGGCACUUCCUAUUUGAAAGGAUAUAUCUACGACUCAGAAUGACUGACGCGAGUUCCAUGAGUUCUUUGAGUGGAGUAGAGUCGGCGAGCGAGAUGUCGCAAAGCACGGUCGGAGCUGCAGGAGCAGCUUUAUCCGGUGGCGACACUGGCGAUGCUGGCGGCGCUGACGACUCUGCCGGUGGCAGCGACGGAGGGGUACAGUAUGAUCCUCCCAGUGGUGUGGCCUCCGCGGACAGCCCGUCUUCGUCUUCGUCUACGACAAGUACCACUACAACAACUACGACAACUACGAGGCGUCCCCUGACCGACGAAGAACUCACUGAACUGGCUGAAACGCGUCCGAUCACAGUCCUCUUCGUCGGUGACCACAGCUACAGUACGAUAUCGAAGGAACAAUUCCUGAUAUAUGCACAAAGCCAGCUUAAUAUGAGCUGUCCUAACUUGCCCAGACAUGCCAUGAUGACGUCACAGCUGACAUCAUAGGAUGUCCGGAACUGGUGCUGCGAUGCUUUGCAACCUGCCUCCGUGCUCCGUCGCCCGGCGACAGUCAGCGGCCGUUCCGGACCGCUUUCUACAAGAUGGCGUCGUUGAUCUUCAACUAAACUCCUUGUCUCCACUCUAUCUCUAUCUUUUUAUUUUAUUUUCUACCUAUUUUUUUAUUUUUAUCAGCUCAAGUAGCCGGAAACUCACACAGUGGUCUGGACGUGUCUUAGAUGGUCCCCAAUUAGUGUAAUGACUCUCUGGAGGGUCCUGAUUAAUGUGGGGGUCCCAAUUAGCUCUAAUUGCUAAUUAAUGGCGUCCAGACGAAGAUGUGAGUUUCCGGAUACUUGAGCUGAUCCCAUACUACUACGGUCUACCCGAAUCACUAUUAAACAUAUCAGGACAGUGCUUCA
Molecule: messenger RNA, 961 nt
Organism: Ornithodoros turicata
Lineage: Eukaryota; Metazoa; Arthropoda; Arachnida; Ixodida; Argasidae
Product: merozoite surface protein 2-like
Exons: 6
Coding region: 108-551 (147 amino acids)
Source: RefSeq, a predicted model, not a curated record